CUUUAUGGUGCAUACCAGCGUUUGAGUCUCUCCAGUGAGGUCAUAAAGAUCACAUCAUUAAGACUAAAACAUCGGGCUUCUGGUUUCUUAUUUUGAAGCAUGCAUGUUCAAGCAGUUUGAAAAAUAUACUACUCAGCCCACAUCUAAAUGUAUUGACAAGGAGAGCAAGUUUCCUGAACACAAAGCGCAUCGUAGAGAGCGAUAUUUAUUGAAGAUACCAUGGAGAUUCUGAUGCGGAUUACCUGUUCCAUGUUGUUUAUAUCAGGUCUUCUGGUGGGCCAGGGUGAAGCACAAAGACCACAAAUCACACUCCCUGGAACUACCACGAGGCUGACAGGGAUCUAUAUCCCAUUCAAUGAAUCUCAAUACCUCAAUGUCGACACCAGGAUGGAAGCCUUUCUAGGCAUCCCGUUUGCUGAACCACCGGUGGGAGAACUUAGAUUAAAAAAUCCUAUUAAGAAAGGUGACCUAGGUAGGACCUAUUUGGCAAUAACUGACAGACCACAGUGUCCACAGACAUCUCCGCUUGAUGAUAUACCUGGCAACCCAGGUAUUGGAAGAGACGUCGAUGAAGAUUGUUUAUAUCUUGCUGUUCACACAAGUUCUCCUCGGCCUAUUACUGCACCUGUUGUAGUCUGGUUUCACGGCGGUGGAUAUUCCACAGGUGCCGGUUCUGCUACCCUCUAUGAACCCCUUCCAAUGAUUGCACUCGCUCCCGACAUCGUCUUUGUUACCGUCAACUACAGACUAGGUGUAUAUGGUUUUCUCACAACCGGUGACAGCGUUUCUCCGGGAAACUAUGGAAUGUUUGAUCAGGUGAUGGCUCUAGAAUGGGUUCAAGAUAAUAUUGUUGCAUUUGGUGGUGAUCCUAGUAGGGUGACGAUAAUGGGUGAAAGUGCUGGGGCAUCUAGCGUUGGACUUCAUCUGAUGUCACCAAUUAGUGUUGGGUUAUUUCAUCAAGCUAUUAUGCAGAGUGGUAAUGCAUUGUGUCCUUGGGCGGUCGAUACGGACAUCGGCCGUCAAGUCGGUUUUACCAGAGAGAUUGCGGACCAAGUCAACUGUACUGACAUCGACAGCGAACUGCUAAUCGAGUGUUUAAGAGAUGUAGAUGAACCUGUUUUGACACAAGCUCAGGCAUCCCUGACUUUAAAGUAUCUUACCAACGAGCUGCUAUUCACCCCCGUCGUGGAUCAGGUUUUUAUCCCCGACCUGCCCGUCGAAAUCCUCAAACGUCAGGAAUUUCAGAGUGUCCCGAUGCUCACUGGGACAAACGAAGACGAAGGAACCCUGAUAACUCUCCGUGCUUACCCUAGUUAUGUCUUGAGACAGAUCCCUCCAACGGUGACCCGAGAGGACUUCACCGAGCUCUUGCCCGACUAUCUCUUUUAUUACACGCCGAUGUUUGCUACAGCUGUAGAACAGUGGUACCUUGACUGGACACAGGCCGAUGAUUCUACAUCCAAUCAAGUCAACGCGUUUAUAAACUUAAACACGGAUCAGAUGUUUGCAUGUCCAACAGAAGCAAUGUCGAGAGCCAUGUUGGAGACAGGAGCCCCUGUCUACCGGUAUGAAAUGACACAUGACCCUACCUCGUCAAUAUUCAUAGGACUACCUGGAUGGCUAGGAGCAGGUCACGCUGAAGAAUUGCAAUACGUGUUCGCUUGGGGACUAAAUCAAGAUUUACCAGAUGUUUUGCGGGAGCAGACCAAUGAGGAGAAGUCAAUGUCUAUUCAAUUUAUGCAGUAUUGGGCCAAUUUCAUACGAACUGGAAAUCCAAAUGGAGAACAACCUUCUGGUGAAUAUCCUGAAUGGCCAAGAUACACUUUACCAGAGCAGAACUACAAGAAACUAUCACCUAGCAUGGAGAACGGUCGCGCUAUGAGGAUGAACAACUGUACUUUCUGGCUUCAUUAUGCCCCUGCACUAAACUCGUAUGGAGACUUUUCUGGAUUAUACAAGGAAUGGGAACAGGAGUACACACAGUGGAGAGAUGUCCAUAUGGUCCAAUGGACGGAUGCGUUUGACGAAUACAAGAGUAACGAACAAUGUGGAGACCCUUAAUGGGACCGACGUCUUUUUUUGUUUACAUUGGACAUGUUGGAAUUUACCUGCAGUAAUAUGGUAGCUGCGUGGGGUUCAGCCAAAUAAGCCGUCCCAUCAUAGACAUUAAUGUCGAGCAAUGUAAAUUGAAUAAUGCCUUUGCAAAACUGACACGAGAAAUUGAAUACCAGGGGCAUCAUAACACCUAUUGCUCAUAAAACGCAAUUCUACUUUGGAUGAUGACAAUCUAUACUGGGUUAACUUAUGUCAAUUUCUGAUAAUCUUUGAAACUCGGGGAUUCAGAUUUUCAAAAUAUUACUUAGCAUACCUGGAAAUGCGUCUAAUAGCACAUUAACUUCAAUCGUUCAUUAAACAGACGUUGAUAUCAUUAUCUUCUCUUGUUAUAUCACUGGA
Molecule: messenger RNA, 2454 nt
Organism: Lytechinus variegatus (green sea urchin)
Lineage: Eukaryota; Metazoa; Echinodermata; Echinoidea; Temnopleuroida; Toxopneustidae
Product: cholinesterase 1-like
Exons: 9
Coding region: 220-2061 (613 amino acids)
Source: RefSeq, a predicted model, not a curated record